This is a messenger RNA of Kalmanozyma brasiliensis GHG001, 2157 nucleotides long. RefSeq names its product Helicase, C-terminal. Gene Ontology annotation, molecular function: ATP binding; nucleic acid binding. The coding region runs from base 1 to 2157 and encodes 718 amino acids. The record is from RefSeq and is a predicted model, not a curated record. Gene Ontology annotation, cellular component: nucleolus. The transcript has a single exon. Lineage: Eukaryota; Fungi; Basidiomycota; Ustilaginomycetes; Ustilaginales.
AUGAGCGGGUCAAGUCUGCCUUCGGCAGCUGCGGGACCGUCAUCCCUCCGCACCGCCCCAUCCUACGCCGGCAGAUGGUCCAAACUUCAACCGCCACUCACGCCGUUCAUCAGCUCGCUCCUCUCCUCCCUGCAAUUUCACCAGAUGACCCCCGUGCAGGCAUCCACCAUCCCGCUGUUCCUCGCGCACAAGGACGUCGUUGUUGAAGCGGUAACUGGGUCGGGCAAGACACUUGCCUUUGUAGUGCCGGUGUUGGAGAUGCUGUUGCGACGCGGGAGCAGGUUGAAGAAGGACGAGGUGGGGGGAUUGAUCGUGAGUCCGACGCGGGAGUUGGCCGAACAGAUCUAUGGCGUGGUUACGAUGUUUCUCGCUGCACAGGAGCAACCUCUCGAGGAGCAGGCAGAUGAAGAAGAAGCCGAAGAGGAGCAGGAUAGUGACAGCGAUUCCGACACGCCCGCUCGAACACCAGCCAAGAACCCAACGACACGACGAACAACCCGCAUCUCAGGCGCCCAACUCGUUGUGGGCGGCUCGAAAAGCACCCCGCUCGACGACUACCGUUUGUUCCGCGAUACCGGUCCCGACAUCCUGAUCGGCACCCCGGGUCGACUGGAAGAGCUGCUCACCCGCAAAGGUGUCAAGAAGGGCUCACUCGAAGUGCUCGUCCUCGACGAAGCGGAUCGACUGCUCGACCUAGGUUUCACCGAGACGCUGCAUCGCAUCCUCUCUCUCCUGCCCAAACAGCGGCGCACCGGUCUUUUCAGCGCCACCAUGACAGAUGCCUUGGGCGAACUGGUUCGUAUGGGACUCCGCAACCCCGUGCGCGUCGUCGUCAAGGUCGAAUCCAAGACGCAAAAGGAGGAAAGAAGGACACCGGCGAGUUUGCAAAAUAUGUUCCUCGUCAGUCGACCGGAGAACAAGCUCGCGCAACUCCUCCGUGUGCUCCUGUCGGAGGGACGGGAAGGGGCCAAAAAGUUCAUUGUCUACUUUGCAACGUGUGCGCAGGUCAACUACUUCUCCCUCAUCUUGACGCCUCUCCUCCGUCAGCAGGGGAUAGCACUGCAUGCGCUGCACGGCAAACAAACACCCUCAAAACGCAAAACCUCUUUCGAAUCGUUCGUCACUUCGACUUCAGGAGGAAAGGGAGGCGCAACCGUGUUGUUCUGCACCGACGUCGCGGCACGAGGGUUGGAUCUGCCGGAUGUCGAGGUGGUGGUGCAGUACGAUCCGCCGGUGGAUCCCAAGGUUUUUUCGCAUCGAUGUGGACGCACCGCGCGUGCUGGGAGGAGGGGGAGGGCGAUCGUGAUGCUGCAUGCUGGGCGAGAGGAGGAUCUGGUUGCGUACUUGGGCGUCAAACGCAUCCCGUUGGCAGCGUAUGCUUACCUUGAUUCGAGGCUCGAACCGACGCCAGAACCAGAGACCGAUCCCGAAGCACGGGAGCUUGAGCAAACCAUCCGCAGCAUGUCGCUCGGCGAUAGAGAGGUGUACGAUUCGUCCCUCCGUGCAUAUGUUUCAUAUGUGAGGGCGUAUAGUCGGCACGAGAUGGCGUACAUCUUCCGGCUGGCGGAUCUGGACCUGGGUGGGGUGGCGAGGGCGUUUGGCCUGAUCCGCUUGCCUGCGAUGCCCGAACUGCGCGCGCAGAAGGCGAAGGGCAUGGUGUAUGACGAGGUGGAAGGUGUGGAUUUUGCCAACAUACCGUUCAAGGAUAAGGUCAAGGAGCGGGCUAGGCUGGUCAAGAUCGAGGAGGCGAAGGCUGCGAAAGUCCAGCAGGAGGAAGAGGCGGCGAAGAAGGACGAGGGCAGCGGGGAGAGCUCAGACGAGGACUCGGAUGCGGAUGAAGGCUCGAAGAAAAUUCGAAAGCGCAGAAAGGCUACCACAGGCGAAGCAUGGUCCGCGCAAAAGGAGCGCAAGGAGCAUCGCGCCAUUCGCAAGGAGAAGCGCGCCGCCAAGAGGAUUUUCCUCAAAACCCAUCCCAUCGGUCAACAAAAGGAGGAGGAAGAGGAGGACGAUUGGACCGAGGAAUAUCGCAAACUCAAGAAGCAGAAGCGGCAGGCGAGGCGGGCCAACGGCAACCACGACGACGAUCAGGAGGGAUCGGACAGCGACGACGACAGUGCGAAGGACGCCGUCAAGGAGGAACCGUUCUUCGUCAUUUGA